Messenger RNA from Limanda limanda (common dab), 1467 nucleotides. Its product is annotated as piggyBac transposable element-derived protein 3-like. Bases 1 to 1467 code for a protein of 488 amino acids. The transcript is spliced from 3 exons. NCBI's taxonomy places the organism in Eukaryota, Metazoa, Chordata, Actinopteri, Pleuronectiformes, Pleuronectidae. The record is from RefSeq and is a predicted model, not a curated record.
AUGCCACCAGCAAGGAGAGAGCCGCGAUACACGGUGCAGGAUGUUAUUGACCUGGUCCAAAAUGGAGAGAGUGAGGUUGAGAUUGAAAUCAGUGACACAGAUGAGAGUGAUGAAGACUCCAAUGAAGAUGUCUGUAAAGAAGUGGACAAAGAAAACCAACCACCCAUGGUCUGUCCAGCUGAUAAUUACGUGGACAUCGAGCCAAAAACAAGGAAACACACCAUGCCCCGUGACAGGUAUCGCUGGCUGAAAAAAGAUUUCAUCAGUCCCAACACAGAUUUUUCUGGUCUGGAUAUCACAGCAGAUGACAUUUCCCUCCACACACCAUUGGAAUACUUCCAGAAGUUUGUGUCCGAAGACAUGAUUGAGGCUCUGACACAAAACACGAAUGAGUACAGCUUUCAGGUGCAUGGAACAUCUGUAAACACCACUGCAAAGGAAAUUGAAAAAAUGCUUGGCAUGUACCUGAAGAUGGGCCUGGUACAAAUGGCUGGAACCCGUAUGUAUUGGGAGACAGAGACGCGGUACUCCCCUGUUGCUGAUGUGAUGCCACGCAACAGAUUCCGAUCCCUGUUGACGUCAUUACAUUUUGUAAACAACAUGACAGUAUCUGAGACGGAAAAGAAAGACAAACUAUGGAAACUCAGACUGUGGCUUGAUUCAUUCAGAGAGAAAUGCCUGCAGGUGGUACCAGAAGAGCACAACUCUGUGGAUGAGAUGAUGAUUCCUUUCAAGGGGAAAUUCAGCAGCAUCAAGCAAUAUAUGCGAGGCAAGCCAAACCCAUGGGGAUUCAAAGUGUGGGUGAGAACUGGAAUCUCUGGCAUGAUGUGUGACUUCGAUGUCUACCAAGGUAGUGUCAACGGAAUACGAGCCAAAUCUGAACUUGGAUUGUCAGUGAAGCUCCUUGAUCGGGGAAUUCAUUACGUGGGAACAGCCAGACAGGUGCGCCUACCCAACUGUAACCUUGAAGACGAGAAGAGCUUGAAGAAAAAGGGGAGAGGAAGCUAUGACGUCAGAGUGGAGGGGAAUCACAAGAUCUGUGCUGUCAAAUGGUAUGACAGCAGGGCCGUCACACUUGUGUCAUCCUUUGCUGGACCUGAACCUGUGCAGAAGAUUCAACGCUGGGACAAAGCCAACAAAACCUUCAUUGAAGUUGAGAGGCCUUACAUUGUUGGUGCCUACAACAAGUACAUGGGAGGUGUGGAUUUGUUGGACUCAUUUACAGCCAAAUAUAAGUUCCCCAUCAAAUCCCGUCGCUGGUACAUGUACAUCUUCUGGCACACCAUCAUCCUCGCUGUGAUCAAUGCCUGGCUGCUCUACAAGCGGGACUGUAAAGCGCUCAAGGUGUCUAGCAAAGAGACAAUGAACAGGAGACAGUUUCAGGCACAGCUAGCAUCCUCUCUUAUCCUGACUGUCCCUGGCUUCGCUGCGUUCCAGUGGGACAACCGACCCAACCCCAGUAGCUGA